Messenger RNA from Moesziomyces aphidis, 1260 nucleotides. The record is from the annotation of a GenBank genome assembly. NCBI's taxonomy places the organism in Eukaryota, Fungi, Basidiomycota, Ustilaginomycetes, Ustilaginales, Ustilaginaceae.
AUGUCGGGACAGACACUCAACGAUCUGAUCGCGACGGUCUUCUUGCGCGCGUCGGACCCGCCUCCACCGCCUCCGCCUCAGCAGUUCGACACGCGCGCACCCGAGACUGCUGCCUCGUCGUCGUCAGCAGCCGCACAGGACCCGGCCCAGCAGACGCUGUCGCUGCUCUCUCGCGCGCAGCAGCUCUCCGACUCGGUGGGCGUCGUGUCGUCGAACGAUGCGCUGCGCGAUAUCUCCACCUCGUCGCUGCGCACGCUCUUCCUGCCCUCGCUCGAGGCGGAGCUGCACCAGGCCGUCCGCACGGGCACCGACCACGCUUCGCGCAAGCGUCGUCUUGCGCAGAGCCAGACUGCCGCAGCCAAGUUCCUGAACAGGACGAUUGCGCUGGGCGUGGUACCGCCCAGCACCAAGCAGUUGCUCGGCUGGACGUUGGGCGGUGUGCACCCCGCAGAGUUGGUGGGCAUGGGGGUUGAUGUGGCCGCGUUGGGGGGUGGGAGUGCGCCGCAUGUGAGGGAAGUCAAGAUUGCAGUGUUUAAGCUCGAGCGCGCACUCAAGCAGAAUCUCGACGAGUUCCGACAAGCUUACCGCUCCAAAACUGCGCCAGAUAGGGUUCCGGGCGAUGUGUUUUAUGAUCUCGUCUUUCCUGUGGCACGUGCGGAGGAUGACGAUGAAGACGACGAUGCGGAUAACGAGACGAGCGCUACAACUGCGCCCGGAGGCAUCGGUUCGGUACGACAGUACUUGCUUGCACUGCUCAAUCUGCACGUGCUACGGGCUGCCCAGCUCGUCACUGCAGCAAGCCAGGAGCUCGAGCUGCUUCGAAACAUGCCUCCCCCACCGUCCGUCGAUACACCCUCGGUUGCAACCGACUCCGAGUGGAGGCUCGACAGGUCGCGCACAGGGCUGGCUACAAGCGGCCCACUCAUGGCACCGUCCGGAAAGGUACUGCGCCCCUUUACAAUUACAAAGACGCGCGAACAGGCGGCCAAGGAGGUGUUUCGACCGGGUCACAGAUUGCCCACCAUGUCCAUCGACGAGUAUCUCGAGGAGGAAGAACGCCGUGGCAACAUCAUCCAGGGCGGUGGCCAGGCUUCGUACGACGCUCCCACCUCGACGGAAGAGCGUGCAAGACGCAUGGAAAACGACGGCACCAAGGAUGCAGACGACGCAGAGGAGGAACAGCGACAAAAGGAUAUCCACUGGGACACCUUCACAGAGCACAACAAACGCGGGGCUGGAAACACGAUGAAUCGAGGCUAG